Messenger RNA from Echinostoma caproni, 1971 nucleotides. NCBI's taxonomy places the organism in Eukaryota, Metazoa, Platyhelminthes, Trematoda, Plagiorchiida, Echinostomatidae. The record is from the annotation of a GenBank genome assembly.
AUGCUUAGCAUGGCAACGGCAUCACUGGCUGCCUACGUUUCCUAUCAGUGUUAUUCGAAACUUUUCAAUGUACGCUACUAUGAACCAAGUCCAUUUCUACACAACCAGUCCAUUGUCAUUGAUCCUGAGGAGGAUAUUCGAACAACCGUGCUACAGGGCGAAACCGAUUGGGAUCCAACUAUCGUGACAAUGUAUGAUAUUUUCAGAAAUGGUUUGAAAGUUGCCCGAACUCUGCCGUGUCUGGGCAAACGAAGAAACUUUGACGAACCCAUCCGGUGGUACACGUACGAAGAAGUUGAUGAUCAUGUGAGAUGCUUUGGAUCUGCUCUGACUUAUCUCUGUGGUGAAUCAAACUCAGAAUCACCCAUCAUGAUCGGUAUCUACGGUCCCAACUCACCAGAGUGGAUCGAAACGCUCAUGGCUUGCUCAGCUUACGGUUUUGUUGCCGUUCCCUUGUACGAUACCCUCGGUCACGAAGCCGUGGCACACGUUUGUACUCAAACGAAACCCAAGUUUAUCGUGUGUCAAACGGCUCAGUUGGCUCGCUCAAUCCUACAAAUGACCGAUUCAGACUGCAAACAUUGUUUGGUCUUGACGAAAGACGAUCAGUUGGAGGAGUUGCGUGCAGAGCAAAAGGGCAAAACGUGCCAAAUUCUUGAUUUGGAUGAAUUCAUGAAAGCAAAUCCGGAUGAUUUAUGCCUGAUCGGUUAUACUAGCGGCAGUUCAGGUGUCCCCAAAGGUGUUCUAUUCACUCAUCGGAACUGUCUACAACCGAUCCUCGGCGGACGACACAUCUGGCGUCAAGCAUGCACUUUCCUCUCCUCCGGUGGCCGCGUUGGAUUUAUCACAAAAGAUGCAAGUGGACUGGUUCAAGACAUGCAAGACUACCGACCACACUAUUUCAGUACAGUGCCACGCAUUCUGAUGCGUAUACACGCACAGGUCAUGCAACGCUUGGGACGAUCGAAACUGUUACACUUGCUCUAUCACCAGGCGGUGGCACAGAAGUUGGCCGAGCAAGCUCAAGGGGUAUAUCGACAUUCCGGUUUGCUAGACCGUUUGUUUUUCAAACCAGUUCGAGAUAAAGUGGGUGGGAACAUAAGGACAAUAGUUUCCGCCAGCGCGCCACUUUCAAACGAAGUUAUGAAUUUCACGCGUGCCGCUUUCUCCUGUCCUGUCAUCGAGGUUUAUGGUCUUACCGAGAUGGGUGGUAUUCUGAGUGCAACUCUGCUCGGCGAGAUGGAGCCUGGGCGCACGGGAACUCCACAUCUCGGUUUGCAAGUCAAAUUGAUCGAUGUCCCCGAAAUGGAUUUGUACGUAAAACGAGACGGUUUGGGUGAGAUUUGCGUCAAAGGUGAAGCGUGCACUAAGGGCUACUACAAGGAUGAAGCCAAUACGCGUGAACUGUACGAACCUGGUGGAUUCCUACGCACCGGAGAUAUCGGUACAUGGACCAAGGAAGGUUCACUGAAACUGAUUGAUCGCCGGAAAAGUUUCUUUAAGUUGGCCCAGGGCGAAUAUGUCGCACCAAACAAAGUGGAAGAUCUGUACGCAUCCUCGGUACUGGUGAAUAAUGUGUUCGUUGACGGCGAUUCUCUCGAGACGUUUGUUGUUGCUGUUGUGGAGCCCAAUUUCGUUGAGUUGCGCAAGUUUCUAGCCGUUCACGCCAGUGGCAGCGAUCGGAUUGCGACCGGUUUACGUUCUUUAGAUUUGGAAAAUCUAUCGGACGAGGACUUGUGCCGGGAGGAACGUGUACGUCAUAUGCUCUUGACUGAGCUUAAUGCGAUUGGAAAAGAAGGCGGAUUGAAAGGAUUUGAGCAAGCGAAAGCGAUUCAUCUGACUACCACUGCAUUUACUGUUGCGAAUGGAUUGCUCACGCCCACCAUGAAAAUCUCCCGAUCCAAUGCGCGUCGGCGAUUCGCCUCUGUAACCCGACAGCUCUAUCUCAACGGGUGCUACACUCGAGAGUAG